Mycena citricolor is the source of this 1087-nucleotide messenger RNA. The record is from the annotation of a GenBank genome assembly. Lineage: Eukaryota; Fungi; Basidiomycota; Agaricomycetes; Agaricales; Mycenaceae.
AUGCUGAACCAGCUGCAGGUGUCAUGGAAUAAGAGAGACCUGCUCAUUUACGCGGCCGGUGUUGGCGCAAAGGCCGACGAUCUUCGCCUGGUUUACGAACUCGACAAAUCCUUCGCCGCUAUCCCAACCUAUCCUGUCGUUCUUUCGUUCAAGGGUGAUAGCCAAGAACUCAACCUGUUCGCGAAGGCGGCUAUCGGGACGCCUGUUCCGGGCAUGCCCCCGCUCAAUAUUAACAAACUCGUCCAUGGAACGCAGUCGAUCGAGAUUCUCAAGGAACUGCCCCUUGUUUCCGGGCCCGGAUGGACUUGGACCACGCGGUACACUGGAGUGGUCGAAAACAAGAGCGGCAUCGUCUUGAGCAUGGAGAAUGUCCUCAAAGACCCCAGUGGUGUUCCUUACGCUAAGCUCUAUAGCUCGUCGUUCAACAUCGGUGCCAAAGCUACAGGCGACAAGUACUCGAAAGUGAUCGCCGGUCCGCCUCAAGGAAAGCCGAUUCCCAAGGACCGCAAGCCCGAUUAUGUGGUGCAGGACCAAACGACGCCCGAGCAAGCGAUCAUGUUCCGGCUAAACCCGGCCAUUGGCCAAGCUGCAGGAUUCGGCGGUGUUAUCUUGCACGGUCUCUCCACCUUCGGCUUCGCUGCCCGGGGGCUUAUCAAAGCCGUCGGAGGUGGCGAUCCAGCGAGCCUCAAAUUAUACGGGGUUCGUUUCACAUCUCCCGUCAAGCCCGGCGAUGCGCUGGAGACCUCCGCGUGGGAGGUCGGACCUGGCCCCAAUGGAACGGUCGAACUGGCCUUUGUGACCAAAAACUUGAACUCCGGGAAGAUCGCUCUGGGAAACGGCAUCGCCUACAUAAAGAAGGCGUCCACGUCAAAGCUGUAGUUGUGUACAUCCAUCCAUUGUGCAUUCCAUAUCAUUCACUGGAACGUGUUCUUACGGAGCACCCGCGCUCGAUCUAACAACGCAUCCGCUUCAAAGUAGCAGCCUUUGAGCCACCGAUUCGGCUCCCCUUCUUUCCCUGCUUCGCCUUCGCGAUCAUGGAACGCCGCGCGCGCGUGCAAAACGCGUCGAUUGUCGAAUAUAACCGCAU